Molecule: messenger RNA, 1315 nt
Organism: Culex quinquefasciatus (southern house mosquito)
Lineage: Eukaryota; Metazoa; Arthropoda; Insecta; Diptera; Culicidae
Exons: 5
Coding region: 686-1270 (194 amino acids)
Source: RefSeq, a predicted model, not a curated record
GUUAGUGUACAGGGUGUAUCUGGUGAACAAAUCACAAUUCUUGUUCAAAAUAUUCACAAUAAAAAAUCACGACGAACCCCAGUUCAGGAAGAAAGAUGCAAGAGUAUCCGGUGUGCCUGUAGCAUUUGUGUGGGGUGGUUUCCUUCAAUAGUCAGUAGUUGAAGCCGCCUCGAAAUGGGUCAUUAUUUUUGACCUCCUCUCGUUCUGUUAAAAAAAAAUAUGGGAGUGAAAAUACAAUCGUGUUGUUAAUCAAGGUGGAAUUGGUUAAAUAGGAUGAACAUGAAUUUAUUUAACAAUCUACGAAUAAAUAGAAUCAAAUGAUCAUUUAUCCAGGAUUCAGAAGUGCACAAGUGUGAAAAUUCUUAAAUGCAUUCAGAGAUUCACGAGAAUGUACAUAAUAAUAAAUUGAACCAGAAACUUUGUUACUAUAAGCAUCUCAAAACAUAGUGCAGGAUAGAGAUUUGUUUUUUGGACUUUUAAAGAGCUUAUAUCACUUCUCCCACCAUACUUGUACAAGUUUUUAAAUUAAGAAAAUGGAAAAAGCAAAAACAUACAAAUAUGCUAUUACACCCAACUAUAAGUAAAAUUGAACAACUGAGUUGAAGGCAACAUAAUAAAACAUAUUUCCUACUAAUAUAAUUUAAUAACGGUCCAAAAAAGACAUGUAAAUUUCACUUGAUAAAAAAUGAAUGAGAAAGCAACGAUUCGCUAUCAGUACGACUCAUACACUCCUUUUACGGCUAAUGGAGUAAACCCACUGCAGAGAAGUGAGAUGAGUACGGUUUUGAAAAAUGUAACCCAAACAUCUACAACGAUAGCCAUCAGCAGCAACAAAACUACCAAGUAUGGAUGUUGCUCUUGCCAGAGCAAAAAUUCUUCAAAUUUUUGGGCCGCAAUCCUUACCAAUCUCGGCAUUUGCACUCUGUUGUUCGGGUACACAUUGCUAGGAUCGUUCAUCUUCCUUGCCAUAGAGGGAGGUGCAAAUCAGAUGCAACAGCGUAUGCUAGCAUCCACUAAUCGCCACCUGAAGCCCGUUUCAACACGCAGCGAUAAUCACACACUUUCACAGCAGGUACUGCUCGAUGCAUUGGAAGCAAGACAAAGAACGGUCGAAAAUAUAUGGGAUAUUACGGUAUCUCUUAACAUACUUUACAAGGAAAACUGGACUAGCCGUAGUUCCUGGUUUGCACCGGAAACAGAGCAAGAUCGCCCCCCAGCAGCUGGAUACCUAGUUGCGGCUGAGGACAAAACAAAGGUUGGCAUCGCUUGAAAUCGCCCGUUUUCAGGACCAAAUAAUCAAAAGACUAUCAGAAGA